CUGUGGAGUACCCCAAAACAAUGCAUUGCUAAGAGUUUAGUUUCUACUCUUGUGCUUACCACAUACCUACUAAUCAUCAUUGAAAUUCAGUGCGUUGCAGAGAAAUGGACAAUACAUCAAAGCCAGCAAUGUUCCCUAAUCCAGUUAUAUUGCAGAGUGAGGGGUUACUGAAGUACAUAUUGGAAACAGGCGUUUACCCAAGAGAAGCAGAGACCCUCAAAGAGCUAAGAAAUGCAAAUGCAAAGCAUCCUCUGGGCUUCAUGGGUGCUGCACCUGAUGCGGGUCAGUUAAUAGCCAUGCUCUUGAAACUGUUGAAUGCUAAAAAGACAAUUGAAGUGGGAGUUUUUACUGGAUACUCUCUUCUCCUCACAGCACUCACCAUUCCUCAUGAUGGAAAGAUUAUAGCUAUGGAUCCAGACAGAAAAGCUUACGAGAUAGGACUACCAUUCAUUAAAAAGGCUGGUGUAGAACACAAGAUUGACUUCAUAGAGUCUCCAGCUUUACCAGUUCUUGAUAAACUCUUGGAAGAUGGUGCGAACGAAGGGAGUUUUGACUUUGGGUUCGUUGACGCUGACAAGAACAAUUACUGGAACUACCACGAGAGGCUUAUGAGAUUGGUGAAGAUUGGAGGGAUAGUUGCGUACGACAACACACUGUGGGGAGGAAGUGUUGCGUUGGCUGAAGAGUCGGUUUCAGAAGCCAAAAGAGAAUGGAGACGAUCAACACUUGCUUUCAACGAAGCCAUUUCAAAGGACUCUCGUCUUCAAAUUGCUUUUCUUUCCAUUGGUGACGGACUCAUUAUCUGCAUCCGUCUCCACUGAUUCUCCUCCCAAUCCAACACUCUUAUCUUGUCACCAAUAAUAUUAAUUUCAUUCACUAACAAGACACAAAUAUUAAUGUUUUAUAUACAUUUUUAACACUAUU
Cajanus cajan (pigeon pea) is the source of this 924-nucleotide messenger RNA. RefSeq names its product putative caffeoyl-CoA O-methyltransferase At4g26220. NCBI's taxonomy places the organism in Eukaryota, Viridiplantae, Streptophyta, Magnoliopsida, Fabales, Fabaceae. The record is from RefSeq and is a predicted model, not a curated record. Gene Ontology annotation, molecular function: S-adenosylmethionine-dependent methyltransferase activity; O-methyltransferase activity.